Nerophis ophidion (straightnose pipefish) is the source of this 2188-nucleotide messenger RNA. RefSeq names its product receptor for retinol uptake stra6-like. Lineage: Eukaryota; Metazoa; Chordata; Actinopteri; Syngnathiformes; Syngnathidae. The coding region runs from base 101 to 2113 and encodes 670 amino acids. Gene Ontology annotation, cellular component: plasma membrane. The record is from RefSeq and is a predicted model, not a curated record. The transcript has 17 exons. Gene Ontology annotation, molecular function: signaling receptor activity; retinol transmembrane transporter activity. Gene Ontology annotation, biological process: vitamin A import into cell.
UGUGUGCGGUUCUUACCAUCGGUUCCGACCCAAGUUAGCUGACUGAGAAAGACGGACCAGGAGGCGGACAAGGUUUAUCGUUCGACCCCAAACGGGCACCAUGAAUCACAGCAAGGUUGAAGUUGAACCUUUCGCAUACUACUAUGAUUACUCAGACUGGUACUCAGACAACCCGGAGCCAACAGAUCCUCCCAAAGAAGUGGUUUUACCAUGUGACCCAACAGCGGAUGAUAAGAUCUUUCACAUAUGCAUACUUUCUAUAUCUCUGGUGGUCAUGUUGAUCCUGGCAGCUCUAAGCAGGAGGAAUAAACUCUGCCAAGGAUUCACAAGAGCAUCCUCCAGUAUCUUCAGUCCAACCAAUUUCCUGGAUCAGACCCAGAAGAAAGGUGUGACCAUGGCAGUGUUUGGACUGGUGUUCAGCAGGUUGGCCAUGCUGGUGAUCGCAGCCGACCCCCUGCCGUUCUCCAAAGACACUCCAGCUGAAAUCAAAGAGUUCAUGAAGAUAACGGCCAUCUUCUACUAUCCCAUCCUCUACUACCCCCUGAUGGUCUGCAGCACUCUGCAGAACAAAGCAGGUUACGUUUUCGGGACUCUGCUCUCCUUCAGUCAUUUUGGAGUACAAAUGUGGCAGAAGUUUGACUGUCCUAAGACUCCGGAAAUCUAUAAGUUCUACUCUUUGCUCGCCACUUUGCCUCAGCUGGCCUGCCUGGCUUACCUUUGCAUCCAAUUUCCUAUGCUGUUUUUCCGAGGAACACAGACUGAAGAGGAUCCGGACAGCAGCUACUACAGCGACUAUGUGAAGUCUCUGCUCCGGAAGAAGAAGAAGUCUUCAGCGGUCAGUAGCUCCUGCGCAUCUGACAAACCGACACUGAUGGAGAGACUUCUGGAAGUGCCCAAGAGUUAUAUUUACAUUCCAGAAAAAGUGUUCCGAUUCCCGCUAAAGUUGGCCGUUUCAGUGUUUGUGGCUUUUGUGGCGCUGUACCAUACUGCACUGUUGUUAAUUGUGUUGGUAGUCCCAACUCUCCACAUCGUUCGCGCCGGUAUCGACGAGAACAUCGCCUUCCUCUUGUUGGGAUUUGGGAUCAUCCUCUCAGAUGACAGAAUGGAGGUCGUCAAAAUUGUGACUUUCUACACUUGGCUGCUCGAAGUGUGCUACCUGUGUGCAAUGACCCUCUCGUGUGUGGUCAGUCUGGUCAUGCUCAUGAGGUCGAUGGUACUUCACAGAUCCAACCUGAGGGGGCGGUACAAAGGAGAAAUCUACAACCUUUAUAACAGUCAGAAGAGCCUCCGUCCCACCAAGUCCGGUGUGGUGUGUUGGAUGGGCUUCACUGGAUACCAAGCUGCCCUCGUCUGUCUUGGUAUGGCAAUCCAGACUCUGGUGUUUUUCAUCUGCUUCUUGGUCCUGGUUUUUCUUGUCAUCGUGCCCGUCUUUUAUGGACGUAACCUCAUCGUGUUCCAGAUUGCUGGCAAGGCCUGGCCAGCGUGGGUGACAGUGAUCCUGACCACGGUCCUUCAGCACGUCGCUGCCAAGUUUGCCUUCGUCAAAAAAGAGGCGGGCACACGAGACUUAAACAACAGGGAGAGUUUGUUCCUUCUGACAUAUCUGCUGUUCCUGAUCAACACUGUGGUGGGCGUGAUAGUGGGCGUGUGGAGGGUGCUCAUAACCGCGCUCUACAACAUCCUGCACCUCGGCCGUCUGGACAUCAGUCUGCUGCACCACACAGCAGAGUCCUACGACCCAGCGUACCACUACUACACACACUUCCUGAAGGUGGAGGUCAGCCAGUCACACCCGCUGAUGAAAGCUUUCUGUGGGCUGCUGCUGGACAUGAUGGUGGAAGGUGGACGAGUGGCUCAGAAAAUACGAGACGCAGAGGAAGGGAUCCAGGAGAGCCCUCGCAGAAAGUCCACCAGCGGUCGCAGGAUUCGCUCUCGCUGGCAGCUGGUCUACACUUUGGUCAACAACCCCUCCCUGCUGGGCUCCAGGAAGCACUUCCAGACCGUGCAGAGCUCGGAGAGCAUCCUGAACGGGAGCCCCAAACGCAGCAAACAGGCGAGCAGUAAAAGAGAAGCCGGCAAGACGUCCAGCGAGGCCCAGGAUAAAACUGAAUGAGAUCCCAAGGUUGGCAUUGUCAGAUCGAAUCGUCACAUUGAUAUCGCUAUGAAUUAAAGCGCAAGUGAUAAAAUC